AUGGGUGCCUUAAACUAUCUUUCUAACUUGUGCACUAUCACCGACAACAUGAAAAGCAAAAGGAAAUCAAUGCAGACAGUGGAGAUCAAAGUCAAAAUGGAUUGUGAUGGAUGUGAAAGAAAGGUCAAGAAUGCCGCUAAAAACAUCAGAGGUGUGAAAACUGUGGAAGUAAACAGAAAGAUGAACCAAUUAAAAGUGAGUGGUCACGUUGAUCCACAGAAAGUCUUAAAGAGAGUUGUGAAGAAAACAGGGAAAAGGGCUGAGUUUUGGCCUUACAUACCAUUCAACAGAGUUCAAACUCCUCAUUUAUCCCAAGUUUAUGACAAGAAGGCUCCCGCUGGAUACGUCAAAAAUGUUCAAACUGUAAUUGCUACAGCAAAUGCUACUGAGGAGACACUCACAAAUCUAUUCAGUGACGAUAAUAUUAACGCUUGUUCGAUUAUGUGAAGGUUUUUUCUUCUUUUUUUUUUUUAUUUGAAUUUGGAUCCUGCGGAAACUUAAUUAUACGAGUUUUAUGUUGAUUAGUUCCUUUAGGUUGAGAAAUUAAUGAGUUGAUUUUGCGAGAGAAUGGUGAUGUACUGCUUCUGCUUCUAAUGGGGAUGAGAUUGCAUUGACUUUGGACGAGAAUGGUGAUGUAGUACUUCGCUCCAAAAUAAAUA
Molecule: messenger RNA, 659 nt
Organism: Striga asiatica
Lineage: Eukaryota; Viridiplantae; Streptophyta; Magnoliopsida; Lamiales; Orobanchaceae
Source: the annotation of a GenBank genome assembly